Messenger RNA from Prunus armeniaca (apricot), 237 nucleotides. Lineage: Eukaryota; Viridiplantae; Streptophyta; Magnoliopsida; Rosales; Rosaceae. The record is from the annotation of a GenBank genome assembly.
AUGGAGAUGAGGCUUGUCGCCUGCGAACGUAUGCCAGGGACACAAUGCUCGAAAAAGACUCCAUUGAGUUUGUGCUUCGUGAAGCAGCCUGUCUGCAAUGGAGAUGAGGCUUGUCGCCUCCUGUCUACAAUGGAGAUGAGGCUUGUCGCCUACGAGCGUAUGUCAGGGACACAACGCUCGAAAAAGACGCCAUUGAGUUUGUGCUUCGUGGAGCAGCUUGUCUGCAAUGGAGAUUAG